This is a messenger RNA of Hemibagrus wyckioides, 2436 nucleotides long. It is a transcript of the gene ankrd53, whose product is annotated as ankyrin repeat domain 53. The transcript is spliced from 6 exons. Gene Ontology annotation, cellular component: spindle pole. Bases 1050 to 2213 code for a protein of 387 amino acids. The record is from RefSeq and is a predicted model, not a curated record. Gene Ontology annotation, biological process: positive regulation of microtubule polymerization; regulation of mitotic spindle organization; mitotic metaphase chromosome alignment. NCBI's taxonomy places the organism in Eukaryota, Metazoa, Chordata, Actinopteri, Siluriformes, Bagridae. Gene Ontology annotation, molecular function: protein binding.
UAGCUAAAAGGACAACAGCUCCAAAGAUUAGCACAAUGUACAUGUUCUCUAGAUACACCGAUCAGGCAUAAUAUUAUGACCACUGACAUGUGACGUGAAUAACACUGAUUAUCCCCUCAUCAUGGCACCUGUUAGUGGGUGGGAUAUAUUAGGCAGCAAGUGAACAUUUUAUCCUCAAAGUUGAUGUGUUAGAAGCAGGAAAUGGGAAAUGGGCAAGCGUAAGGAUUUGAGCGAGUUUGACAAGGGCCACAUUGUGAUGGCUAGACGACUGGAUCAGAGCAUCUCCAAAACUGUAGCUCUUGUGGGGUGUUCCCGGUCUGCAGUGGUCAGUAUCUAUCAAAAGUGGUCCAAGGAAGGAACAGUGGUGAACCGGCGACAGGGUCAUGGGCGGCCAAGGCUCUCUGAUGCAUGUGGGGAGUGAAGGCUGGCCCGUGUGAUCCGAUCCAACAGACAAGCUACUGUUGCUCAGAUUGCUGAAGAAGUUAAUGCUGGUUCUGAUAGAAAGGUGUCAGAAUACACAGCCCACCUCAGUUUGUUGCUUAUGGGGCUGCAUAGCUGCAGACCAGUCAUGGUGCCCAUGGCCAUAAUGUUAUGCCUGGUCAGUGUAAAUGCGCCAUCUACAGACUGAACAGAUUGUUGAUGUAUUGUUUUCCCAGACACAUUCGACUGAGACGUCUGAAUGCACUCGGUGAACUAUUCCUAAUGCUUAAUAAAUGAAAUACAGAUGGGGAAGAGACAAAACAUUUGCAGGUUAUUUUCAAUCCCUUCAGGGGAAAUGAUCAGAAUAUUGAAGUUCACUCAAACUUAAUUAUUUCUAUUUGUAUGCCUCCACGUUAUAUUUAGAUUUGAUUUAUUCGUUCGUCAGACGCUUUUAUCUGAAGUGUGCCAUAAUAAAACGAGUCCCCUUUUUUUUUACUUUCUGGAGCUUUUUAUUGCAGCCUAAUAUUUGUAAUGCAUUGCAUAAACACCCCAUAAUUUAGCCUGAUUCUGUAGGUUGCUACUGCUUGCGUAUCACCAUAGUAACAGCAGAACAGGUCAACAAAUCUGUCAUGGACGGCGCGUGCCCCGCGCGCGCGCGAAAGCUCCCAGCCGGAGACCUGUUUCACGCGGCGGUGUGUGGAGAUCCCAGAUGGCUGUGUUUAACUCUGGACAGAGUGCAGUCUCCAGGUCAGCAGCACAACAAACAGGGUCUUACAGUGCUCCACGUGGCUGCUCAACAUGGUCAGCUAAAUUGCUUGAAGCUGCUUCUGGAAUCUGGUACUGUUGAUGUGAAUGCAAGCUGUUUGCAUGGCAGGAGACCAUUGCACAUGGUGCUGAGCCCAGAGAGCAAGCCAAACACUUACAGCUGCCUCACAUAUCUGCUGGAACAUGGAGCAGAGCCCAAUGUUUCCACAGAUGAAGGAUUGACCCCACUGCACAUGGCCGCAGCUGAAGGCCUGGAAGAGUGUGUUGAAGAGCUGGUUAGGGUUGGUGCAGAUACCCACACACACGAUAGCCGAGGACAUACACCCUUCGAACUUGCUUGUUUGUGGGGUCACAGGGUUGCUGCCAGGAUUCUUAAAAAUGCAAUGUGGCAUAAAGAUAAGAAGAGAGACAUGGAGAAACAUCAAGAACUGCAGAAUCUCAAACAGAAUAUGAUCAGGAUGUACAGAAAAGCAGAGGGAAUGCAGAAGUUAGCCAGAGAGGCCAUUAACAAACAGAAAGUGUCUGAGUGGGCAGAGAGGAAGGGUCUUCCCUGUCUCAGGUCUCCUACUACGGGCUUGUGGACAUUAAGCCAUCACUGUUGCCAUUCUGCCAAGCCUGUCAAGAAACAGCAUGCAACCAAAUGGAACAUCUCACCAAACCCAUCAAGACAUCCUCCAGCAAACAUCAGCAGAUCUGAGACCGUGAGAAUCGGUGUCCAUCCAGAGGAAGUAGCAGAUGAGCCUGAUCUAUGCCAGAGUGUGACUCUUCAUUGUUUCAGAAAUGGGCAGGUCCAAUGCAUUGCAUCAUGGGAUAAUGUUCCACAGCUGGUACCUGACCUGCCAAUGGAUGUGAUUCAGAAAGGCUUGUUUCCAUCCAAAUUUCCCCCUCGAAUUUCUGGUCCACUUCAGCUACAGUGCAACAGUGUGCUGGAUUUGCCUCAUCGGGGAGGUGCUCAUGGAGCUGAAGCUUCUCCCUGGACCGAAGUGGCAAUGCAUCUGGCUGAAGAGCUCCAGCCUGGCCAUUACUGAACAUAUUACUGAACACUACAGUCACUGGACUGAUUGAGGUGGUCAGUCUGGAUACAGGUAAAAACUAUACAAAUGCUACAUACCCAGUCCUUUGAGAAAUUCAACAAUAUACAGAACAUGGACAAAAAAAAGAUAAAAGUUUGUCAAGAAAAGAUAUAUGUUGUUUGUACUUUUAAUAGAUGUUUAAUAAAGGAUUUUUUCCUGAAUAUAUUAAAUUUGUCUU